Messenger RNA from Gossypium arboreum, 2360 nucleotides. RefSeq names its product F-box protein SKIP17. The transcript is spliced from 13 exons. Bases 163 to 1746 code for a protein of 527 amino acids. Gene Ontology annotation, biological process: SCF-dependent proteasomal ubiquitin-dependent protein catabolic process. The record is from RefSeq and is a predicted model, not a curated record. NCBI's taxonomy places the organism in Eukaryota, Viridiplantae, Streptophyta, Magnoliopsida, Malvales, Malvaceae. Gene Ontology annotation, cellular component: SCF ubiquitin ligase complex. Gene Ontology annotation, molecular function: protein binding.
CAUCCACCAUCCAAAAACAUUAUAACCCAGAAAUCCUCCCACGUAAAGCGCCACGUGUCAUCCAAUCCUACCCUCCGCUCAAUCUAUCACCUUUAAAAAAAGAUUCACCAAUACUACUCAACCUUCUUUUCUCUCUCUCCCCUACAUCCACCACCACUCGCUAUGGAUACCCUCCUCCACCCUUCAACAAGUUCCAUGGCCAAACGCCCUUGCCCUUCUUCCGCCGAAAACCCUAUGCUUCCUUCUUCCUUCUCUCAGAUGGACAACCUCCUCCUCUCUUUCCUUUCUCUCUCCGAUUCCUCUCCUCCUGUUUCCCUCGACCUUUCCUUCGACCGCCUCCUCGAAUCUGCUCCUUCCGACGCUGAUCAGUCUCUCCUGAUCGAUCGUGCUCACAAUCUCGGUUCCCUUCUCCUCCGUGCCGCCAAUCGCUCUGCUCGGAAACGUGCUUCGCUUCAUAACUCCAUCGCCUGGGCCCUCCCUCCUGAUCUCACCAUCAAGGUGUUUUCGAUGUUAGAUUCGCAGAGUCUUUGUUACGCCGCGGCAACGUGUUCGAUGUUUAACAAGUGUGCCAUGGAUCCUUUGUGCUAUGCCAAUAUUGACCUCACCACUGUCGUGCCUAAGGUUAAUAAUGCCGUUGUCUCCACCAUGAUCCAACGAGCCGGAAAAUCGUUCCGAUCUCUUAAGCUUGGAAUUGUACCUGGCCCAACGUCGUCUCCUGGUUCCUGCCAACCAUUGGUUUAUAGCAUCAGGAAUUCUGUAGAUGUAUCUAGCUUUUCUUGGAACGACAAAAAGACCAGGCAAGGGAAGGAAUCAUCUAUUCUUACAAGGUCCUGCUUAUACCCAUUAAGUGGGGACAAUGGUGCCGCUGGGACUCUUUUGAGGAGGUUGCAUCUUUACAAUAUUGAAAGAAUGGACAAUGCAUCAUUUUGUGUGGCAUUAGCUGCUUGCCCUUCUUUACUUGAUUUGGAAAUUGUUGGCCUUCAUGUUGAGCUGAGGCAAACUCUGAUAUCAGUGAGCUCAAAUUGUCACUUGAUAGAGCGUUUAUUCUUCGAGUCUUCUAAAACAGGAAGGGAUGACAGCUUGAAAUCGCCGACAUGUGUGGAUUUGGUGAACAAUUGUCCUAAUAUUUCUUCUUUGUCGCUGAGAGGUUUUAAACUUCAGGAUUAUAAAGUUCGCAUUCUUGUUAAGGGAUUCCGGAAACUUAAAUAUGCUGAUUUUUCAACUUCUUACUUGAUCAGCGGAACAUUUUUGAGGAAUUUGGGAAGUGGCUUUGGUGGGAAUCUACUAGAGGUUUUAAUUUUAAGGGACUGCAUGCAUCUCAAAGAGGUGGAAGUUGCUCGGUUCUUGACAGCAGUUCUUGCAGGAGAUUUUAAGUUCCUUCGAUAUCUUGACAUAUCUAAUAGGGAAGGUUUAGCUUCUGAAGGUGACUGGUAUCAGAGAUCUUACAACUCGAGCAUUAUUCCCUUAAAGCAGGUUUUGGAAGUAAGACCAAAUAUUUGUUUGCUGGCCGAGUUUCCAUCAGAAGGAUGCUAUAUUGACAUAGACCACAUGUUUGAUAGUGAUGUUAACAGUGAAAUCAGUCUGCCAUCCCAACUGAGUAGUCAUACAUCUGAUGGUUCAUUGCUUAUGAGUUCAUCAGAGAGCAGCUAUAAUAGUGAUCAGGGUAGCGGUAAUGAGGAGUAUCAAGUUUCGGGUUUUGUAAUUUAUGAGGAAAGCUCAGAUGAGGUGGAUUUUCUGGUUGUCUAGAAGAACUGCCAUGCUAAGCGGGAUGAAAUUUGCUGUCACUAAAUAACUGGCAUUGCAGGAGGGAGGCUUUUUCAGGGUGGAAGCUGAACAGGUGGACAAAAUACGAAUUGCAUUGUGACUUGUGAGCGGCAGUAUAUCAUCCUUAUUGUCCUUUAUGAUAAUCCGCUGCUGCUGACAUAGCCGAUGCUGCUUUCAUCCACUUCACUGAGUUUGUUAUCAUCAUAAAAGAAAAGGCUAAAGCCUCUGGGGACCUUUUGUUCCCCCUCUUUGUACCCGCUACUUCAACAGCAGCUAUAAACAUAAGUAGAUGAUGGAAGCGGGCAAGGGCAGUCCACGCUCAAGCUCUUGCUGUUGAAAUUUGUAUGGAAUGUGGCCUUUGUUGAAAUGUUUGUUUCGCCAAUUGCCGAAAGGAAUUUGUAGAUGGCAAAGCGAAAUGGAUUGGAUAAAUCUUUCGAUUCUCUUUCUAGGCUGUAGCAAACCAUUUUUACUUUUGGUCAGCCUAUAAUUGCUCCUCGUCAGUUGUCACAGUUACCAUCAUCUCAACACCUCUGGUUUAUGAGCUCUCUCUAAUUGUCGUAUAAAAACUUUUAAACAUUUAUUGUUUAUCACAACAA